AUGAAGUCACUUGGUAAUAUGUUACCAAUUCCGACGUGCCUGAUUCUCAUUCAAGGACAAACCUGCCUAAAGAAAUUAUGGGGUUUCCUGGAUUUCCAUUUGUUGAGGAAGAAGCUUCCUUUAUCAAGCACGAAAAUGUUCUUGCGUAUCUGGUGGAUUAUGCAAAGCAAUCCGACUUGUUACGUCACGUCAAGGCAUUAUUUUUGUCCAAUUUACCCAGCCAUCCCAGGGUAUGACACUUUCAAAGGGCUGAAGAUGCAUUGUCAUGAUUUUCGUGACCCAAAGUCGCUGAAGGAUAUUGCAUCCCUUGCGUUAGUUGGAGCCGGUCCUUCUGGUCAGGAUUUAGCCGUUGAGCUGUCUAAGCACGUCGAAAAGAUAUAUUUGGUGGUUAAGACCGGCUCUAAGACAAAGAUGGGGGCGUUGCCACAGAAUGUGGUGAGGAUGUUCGAUCCUAAGGAGUUCACGCAAGAAGGAAUUCUGUUAACUAGUGGUGAUACUGUGAAAGUUGACGCUGUGAUGCUUUGUACGGGUUAUCACUAUGCAUUUCCAUUCCUUUCCCCUGAAUGUGGAAUCACCGUGGAACGUCAGAGGAUUUCGCCGUUGUAUAAGCAUUGUGUGCAUGUUCGGUAUCCGACAAUGUUUUUUAUUGGCGUGGUGUCUACUGUCCUACCUUUUGUUCUCUUUCAUUUCCAAAUGGAAUUUUGCACUCGCCUUCUUUCGACAAAGGGUGAAACUAAGCUACCGAGUAUUGAAGAAAUGAACCAAGACAGUGAGCAGGAAUUAAGUCGAAGACUGGCGAUGGGUUGGCCAGAGCAUUAUUACCAUCGAAUGGCCGAACUUCAGUGGGAUUAUAUGGAUGAUUUAGCUUCUCUUGCGGGAGUUGAAAGCUUUUCUCCUGUCCUGAAGAAAUUGUAUCAGCAUGUUGGGGGUUGGAGGAUGAUCGAUUUGACAAGCUACAAAAAUCGGAAAUAUCGCCUCCUCAAUAAGGAAGAGUUUGUGGAUAUAACAGGCGAUGGACGUGUUCCGAACCCUGGUCUGAUCCCACCGAAUGACUUCAGGUCUUGAAUUGAUCAAUUACCAGAUCUUCGUAUUGAUCACGGACGAGUUUAUAAUGUAUUUGCUCGGUAUACUGACCUUUGACAUACUUUACUAUAGAAAAGUAUCCCAUAUUGGACUACGCCGUAAAUUUGCUUGUAAAAGAUCCCAUAUUCAAUUGAAAAAUUAAAAGCACAAUACUGUAUAAAGUAAAAUUUCAAAGAUGCUGAAAAUUUGAAUUUUAAAUUCCUCGUUGAGAGCAAAGAGAACAUAUUUAAUCUCGAAUGCUAUUCACCAAGUGCUUCUUACAUUCAUUCUGGGAGAUUAUCGUACAGGAACGUGCAUUUUUAAUGACAAAGACGCGGCUCUACUUGAAUUCUAGACACCUCCGAUGAGAUGAAACUAGUCUCAUAUCCUCAGUCUAUCUGAUUUGAAAUUUCGAGGGGAGGAAAAUGUGGCCGUGUCCGGUAGUUUUGUGGUACGUCAUACCGUACUUGAGCAAAUACCGUAUAAACUUCGUUCGUUCUUCAUCGCGUCGAGACGCAUUAGUGAAAAGUUAGCCUUUGUGAUGACUGGUAUUUUUAUUUGGUUCUUGAUUUCAGUUUGUAAAAUUGGAUGACUGGAAAUGUGUCGUCAGUUGUCAAGUUAUCCAAACACGUUGGAUCUAGGCAGAUGUGCAUUUAUUGUCUUUGUCUGUUUUAUUGACCUGUCUAUUCUCAAAUUUUAUCGUUUUUAAUCAUUUAUUCGUCUAUUUUAGCUUUCACCAGCAGAAACGUGCAUUCUGUUUUCAUAUCUGCACUUCAUUUCAAGUAGUGAAUGAUUUGUUGGAUUUUUCUGAUUGCAU
Molecule: messenger RNA, 1879 nt
Organism: Notodromas monacha
Lineage: Eukaryota; Metazoa; Arthropoda; Ostracoda; Podocopida; Cyprididae
Source: the annotation of a GenBank genome assembly